AUGGCUGGCAACACUAAUCUGGCUGCGAUCAAGUUGGCUGUGGCUCUAGAAAAGAACAAGGCGCUCGAGUCUGAGAAUGAAUAUCUCAGGAAGAUUCUUAACACAAAAGGAAACUUAGGGAAUGAUUAUGGAAAUGAAGAUGAACUGAGGAAAAUCAGGAAAGCUCUUAAAGCAGCACGGGGGGAGAUAGAGUCUCUCAGGGCCUUGCAUGAUACGUUUCUGGAAAAUAGCUUUCACAUGAAAGAGCUCGAUAUCAUCAAGUACAUGGCGGAAUAUAAGAGGAUCUUGUUACAGAGUGAGAGCAGCUCUCCUUGUCAGUUGAAGCAAGAGGAAGAGAAGGGCUGGAUCAGCAGCAGCCAGCGAGAUCGCAAUCUCGAUUCAGAAACUUUGAAUUCUCCCCCGGCAGUGCACAGCCCCUCGAACACUAUGAAUGGUACCAAUGGAUCACCUCAGGGCCACAAGUAUAGCAGAACAAAUAUCGAUCAUGCGAGACAGAGCAAGAUUAGACAGAACGAAGUGGAAUUAAGGAAGCGAACUUCGGCUGAUGGAUGUGUAGAGUUUGAUUUCUAA
Messenger RNA from Guillardia theta CCMP2712, 570 nucleotides. RefSeq lists its product as hypothetical. Lineage: Eukaryota; Cryptophyceae; Pyrenomonadales; Geminigeraceae. The coding region runs from base 1 to 570 and encodes 189 amino acids. The record is from RefSeq and is a predicted model, not a curated record. The transcript is spliced from 9 exons.